AUGAACGGCUUCCGCCACCUAGCUCACGAAGCAGUCGGUCUCCCCACCUCAAACAUCGAUCUCGACACCAACGUCGAGCCCGAUACUUGGCCGCCCACCCUCUCCUUAAACAACUCUUCUCAACCCGAACCGCCCCUUCAAGAAUUCGGCAUCGUCUCCUGGUCUGAUGCCACUUUCAGCUCUUGGGGUAUCACAGCCAUUUCCCAAUCGCUCCUUUUGACCCGAGAAGGCGAGGAUCUACUCACGAAGCCGGUGCCGCUUUUACCUCUUUCCGCCUCCUCUCGUUCCGUCUCCUCUACACCCUCCCAUUCCGGCUCCGGACCCAAAUUAAGACCAUCCACCAGGCCGCCCUCAGCCUCCAGCAACACUCCCUCCAGUACGACAGCCACACCCGCCACUACAAUCACAGCCCCUAAGCCUGAACCACAAUCCUUCCUCCGCCUCCUCCACAUCCCCCACAAACCCCAGCACUCCCUCCUUAUCAACCCCCACCUCCUCCUCCGUCUCUUCCACGUCCUAGACCUCGACCCCCACGCCCUCUACCUCUUCCACACAUUUACUCCCGGUUUCCACGUCCUUUCAUCCAGCCCAUCUUCGCACAAACUUCCCUUCCUUGAUGGGCAGGUAUUGAGGUUUUACCUAUCCAGCAACGAUGUAACCACCAUAUGGAGCUAUAAUAUCAAGAGAAGAGUAACGCUGGGGGUGUGUUUUGUGGAUGAGCGUAUGGGCCACAAGUUCAACGUCGUCAAGUAUCAUCUGGAAGUGUUCAGGGGGGUAUUGGGCAGUCCGGUGGCGGUGGUGUGCGCUGAUGUGGCGAGGGCGUGUGUUUGGAGGGGUGAAACCGGUUUGGAAGGGGAACGGGACAGUGGUGGCCUAUAUAAGGGGGUAAAGGCCGCGGAGAAGAAGAAGGGGGAUAGGGCGGGGGAAGGGUGGUGUGCGUCGGAUAAGAUCUACACCGACUCGAUGGAACUAUCGCCCGUAUUAAUGGAGACGCUAUCAAGACGGUGUCGAGACUUGGGGAGGGUGUCAACUAAAGCGCAGGAAGCCAAGUCAAGUCUUAGAUUGGCGUUGCGGAUGGCGAAGCAGUUGACGAUCCGGAGGAAACUUUGGCGGGAACUCACUAUUUCCGGAACCAACACCGCGGUAGACCCAAUCACAGAGGAUGCAAACGCUCAAAUCCGCCUACUCGUCCGCGACCUGAUCAUCCCUCAACUCAAAGCCCGUAUCUUCGGCUGGACCUGUCGCCAAAAGGAGGCCGUAGUCUGGACCAAGGUGCUCAUGGCGAGAAUAUCAAGGACGGACGCAUCGACAAACCAUCGCGAGGCCUCGUCUAUGCGCGUCAUUGCCGUCAUGACCAUGGCAUUUCUGCCGGCCACGUUCUUUGCUACGCUUUUUGCGUUGCCUGCUUUUCAGUGGGAGGUUAUUGAUGGGUAUAAUGAUUAUCUUCCGGGUGGUCAAGGUGGGGUGGGAGAAGAGGAGGAGGGGGAGGAGGAGCAGGAGGAGGAGGAGGAGGUAAUGAUGGAUGUGGAGGCGUGGACGGGGGGGAUGAUGGAGUGA
Molecule: messenger RNA, 1557 nt
Organism: Sordaria macrospora k-hell
Lineage: Eukaryota; Fungi; Ascomycota; Sordariomycetes; Sordariales; Sordariaceae
Source: RefSeq, a predicted model, not a curated record